ACUCACGAAACGUCGCAAUAGAAUAAAAAUGUAACAAGAUAAAAAAACUAAGAGCUUUUCCCUUUAAAAAAUUCUCAAUUCGUUUCUGCCGUAAAAAAAAUUUAAUUUUUCAAGCUUAAAAGUGAAAACAACGUGAGGAGUUUCUCAUUUGACCAAUUUAAUUCGAAAUCACGUGCUCGUUAAAUAUUUUUGCGGGACGUUUGUGAUUUUUUUCUAGCAACUUGCCGGCGGGCAAUUUUUUUUUACUUCAGCUAAAUGCCCCUUUAGUCCAGCAUACAACACACAUUAUUAAAGUAAGUUGUUCAUAUUGUUUCACAUGAACCAUACUCAUAAUAAUAAAAAUAAGACGGGCGGCAUCGAAUGAACUCUGCAGUGUGGAAGUCGAGCAGUUUGUUUAGAGGCACCGAGAAGUGCAGUGCGUGAUUCACUUUAGCUGCUGCACAAAUACCGCGCGCAGUCCCCUCGCGUGCCCCGUGUGUAUGGUGAACUACUUACGGGUCACCCUUUUCGCGCGAUAAUGUAAACCCCGCAAUUUUGUGUUUUGUGAUUCUAGCCUCAAGGAAUUUCACACGAAGCUUAAGUAAAGAAUUCCAAAAAAUAUGUGUGAGAAGUUUGUGUGGAAAAAAAUCAUCUUAAAAGCAAUUUAUUGAGAAAAAUAAUUUCAAAUAUUUAAUUAAAUGUGACGCAUGGGUUUCAUUUAUUUUUUCUUUUAGUACACAACUUAUCUCGGUGGAUUGUGUAAAAGUCAAGAAGUGAUUUUGCCGUAUUACUCACAUUUUUUUUAUUGUCGCGCCGCAUAUUUUUUGUUGAACUUUAUCGGAAAAAAAAAUUCCAAUCAACGGCUGAAUGCAUGAAGAAAAUACAGUCGUGAGGUCAAAAAUCCACUCAGGCACAUCGAGGAUCAACAACACUGCCGUGCCAGAGGAUACGACUGAGAAGAUCUCUGUUAUCCACGUGAGCUUCAUGCCCCUCUGGAUAAGCCGUAUUGGCCGGUCACCGCGCAAAAAGCCCAACACACAAGUGCCCCAUACAGCAAAAGUGAAUUAAAUUCAUUUGAAGUGUAAAAUAAAAUAUCCCGCCAAAUACCAACAAAUUAUAUGUAUGUGCAAACAAAGCUCAAUGGCAGUGAAAGUGCGAUAACAUUCUAAAAAGAAUUCUAUUCGAUGUGAAGCUUUUUUUUGUCAAAGAAACCCCCUUUGGAUUUGAAUUAGAAGUGUGAUUAAAAAGACAUUUUCAAUUCUCAAGUACCUCGUUUACAGAGUAUUUUACGUAAUUUUAAGUGAAACAAGUGUGAGGAACAUUUAAGAAUUGUUGGUGUGAACGGAAUAAAGGAGAGAAAAUGAGCCAUCAGGAGAACAAUAGCAAAAGGAAGCUUUCCUUCCUUGGCUUCAAUCCAAGAGCAAGUGCUGACAAUGGAGACCCCAAUGAAGUCCAAUUGGACGAGGAAAUGGAGAAAGUCUUUGCAGGAUCAGAUCGUGAAAAGGAGAAAUUUAACGUCCUCCAGCUUGCUGGAGCAGAUGAAAAACCCCAACCGUCGCCUGCAUCAGAGAAAUUUAUUGAUCCAGACCACGAUCAACAUCGUAGUGAAACAUACCCACAUAUGCUAUCCCCAUCGAAGUCCAGCCGAGGUAUGAAGCGUCAAGAUUCCAAGGAUACCAAUUCCCAAGAGGAUAAUAAAAGUGAAUCCGCACGGUCGACCCCCACUGUGAUUCCCUACAAUCGUGCCCUCCCACUGACCUCACCCACGAGGAGUCUGGGCAGUGGUAGUGCGGAAUCCGAUUCCGUGCCCCAGAUCUCGGAGAGAGCUGCCGCAGCGAAGCGAGACGAUGAAGCGGAUGACGAUCAGGGACGGAGUAAAGUGAAAUUCGAGGGUAGUCAGGACGAUGAGCCAGCCGAUGGCGAGAAGGAUGAGCAUGGACGUCGUCGGAAAUCCCGCCAUCAGCACUACAAGCAGCGUAAACCAUCGCUCUCUGACAAGCAUACAGGCGGUGUCCCUGAACCCGGGGGUCGGAGAGUGUCUGUUCAGCCUGAGGAUGCAACCCUUGAUGAAGCUGAUAUAGAUGAAUUAACAUCGCAUCGUUCUGACGAUCCGAGAGGGAUGCGUCGCCACAGGGUACAGCAGAGUGCUCAAAGUGGACGCAAGGACUCCACUACGGUACCACUGGGGAAACCACCGACCGGAAAGAAGGCCAUUGACCACAGUCCGCAUGAUGUUUUCGUACAAUUGGACGAAUUGGUUGGGCAAGGAGAGGAUGCUGAGUGGAAGGAAACUGCGAGAUGGAUUAAAUAUGAGGAGGAUGUGGAGGAGGGUUCUGACCGCUGGGGACGUCCCCAUGUAGCAUCACUCUCCUUCCAUUCUCUCCUCAAUCUGAGGCGAUGCCUCGAAACGGGUGUUGUUCUCAUGGAUUUGGAGGAAAAAGACCUACCCGGAGUAGCCUACAGAGUUGUGGAACAGAUGGUUGUGGAGGAUUUAAUUCAAGCAGAUGAUAAAGCCACCGUGCUAAGGGUCCUUCUACUUCGUCAUCGGCACGUGAAUGAAUCCCAUUCUGGCUUUCACUUUGGCUCACGACGCAAAUACAGCAGUUACACGAGCUUACAGUCAUUGUGGAAUCAGGAAGGGCUGGAUACGGUUGGUGGUGCCAAGAAUGGUGUUCAUCGGCGCCCAUUUAGUCCAUCAAUGGUCACGGCAAACGACACCUCAAUCCCACGACGUCACUCAACUCUAUCCUACAUGCUAUUCAAUUUGAGUGAGGAUAAAAAGCCAAAAAUUGUUCCUGCCGGUGAGAUUAAUGGAUUCGGUGGGAAUGAUACGAAAAUUGACAUUAAGGAGGAAGUUUAUUCCUCAUCCCAGGAGGAUUUGGUGAGGAAGGCGCAGAAUGAUACAAUCCUCAAGAGGAUCCCACAGGGAGCUGAAGCCACAACGGUUUUGGUGGGAGCUGUGGAUUUCCUCGAUCAGCCAACGAUAGCCUUUGUUCGCCUUGCUGAGGGGAUAAUCAUGCCAAGUAUUACGGAAGUCCCAAUCCCCGUUCGUUUCCUCUUCAUCUUGCUUGGGCCAAAGGACAUCGAAUUGGAUUACCAUGAAAUUGGUCGCUCAAUUGCCACCCUUAUGUCAAAUACGCAUUUCCAUGGGAUUGCGUACAAGGCAGACGAUCGAAAGGAUCUCCUUUCGGCCAUUAAUGAAUUCCUCGAUGACUCCAUUGUGUUGCCACCGGGAAAUUGGGAGCGUCAGGAACUCUUGCCCAUUGAGGAGCUCAAGGCGAAGAGCGAGAGAAUUCGCAAUAGGAAAGUGAAGGCACAGGAGAAGAAUAAGGAGAAGCAAAUGCUAAUUGCAGAUGAGGAGAAACGUCUUCUGGCUGCGGCUGAAGGUGAUCCAGAUGGGAAGAAACCAGCUGGGCCAUUGGAGCGCACCGGUCGUCCAUGGGGUGGGGUGUUCAAUGACAUCCGUCGUCGGCUGCCUAUGUUUAAGAGUGACAUAAAAGAUGGCCUCAAUAUGGAGACUCUCGCGGCAAGUCUCUUCCUCUACUUUGCCUGCCUCUCAACGGCUAUUACCUUCGGUGGUCUUGCCUCGGAUAAGACACACAAUCUCAUCGGGAUCUCUGAGACGCUCAUCUCGCAGAGUAUUGCCGGAGUUUUCUUUCACCUUGUCUGCGGUCAGCCACUUGUUAUAAUCGGCACAACGGGACCGCUGCUCCUAUUCGAUGAAGCUCUCUAUGAGUUCUGCAAGGCAAAUGGAUUUGAAUUCCUCACAAUGCGCGUCUGGGUGGGACUGUGGCAGAUUGUUAUUGCCCUCGUGGUGUCCUUCUUCGAGGGUAGUGGCCUCGUGCGCCUCUUCACGCGCUUCACGCAGGAAAUCUUCUCGGCACUCAUUACACUCAUCUACCUCGUUGAGACAGCCAUGAAGCUCAUUAAAGUCUACCGCAGGCAUCCGCUGCAUGCUGAAUAUCAAUUCCAGAAUAUUACCCCACCGGAACCACCAACAACAGUCAUGAGUAUCAUCCCUGUCAACGAAACAGAUGGUAGUUCCAAUGAAGAUGCCACAAUCUGGACGACUCUUGUGGAGGAAGUUACGACGCUCAUUUCAGCUGUGCAGGAAAAUGUCACAACCACCGUGGCUACCACUACAACCGUUGCCACACCUGCAGAGACUCAAUUAGCUGUAGCACCGGCAAACAGCUCCCUUCUACUUCCCUUUGACGAUCUUGGGCCACUCAAUCAACCCAACACUGCCCUCUUCUGCACAAUUCUCACCCUGGGCACCUUCUGCCUUGCCUACUACCUCAAACUCUUCCGGAAUUCCCACUUCCUGGGACGUACAGCUCGCCGGGCUCUCGGGGACUUUGGUGUACCCGUGUCCAUUGCAAUCUUCGUCGCUGUGGACUACAUGGUGCCACAAGUCUUCACGGAUAAACUCUCCGUACCCGAGGGAAUUUCUCCGAGUCAGGAGAGAGCUUGGAUUGUCCCAUGGGGUCCUGUACCGACAUGGGUGCCAUUUGCCGCCCUCGUCCCAGCACUCCUUGUCUACAUUCUCAUCUUCAUGGAAACGCACAUUUCCGAGUUGAUUGUAGAUAAACCAGAGCGUGGUCUCAAGAAGGGAUCUGGCCUUCAUUUGGACAUUGUCCUCCUUAGUGUCUGCAAUACCGUUUGCAGUUUCUUCGGUAUGCCAUGGCACUGUGCUGCCACCGUGCGAUCCGUAACACAUGUCUCAGCUGUCACUAUUAUGUCCAGGACACACGCUCCUGGAGAUAAGCCUCAUAUUGUUGAUGUGAAGGAACAACGAAUUUCUGGCCUCUUUGUCUCCGUCAUGAUGUUCUUCUCUGUUUUCCUCGCACCCAUCCUUAGGCUCAUUCCCAUGAGUGUUCUCUUCGGGGUCUUCCUCUACAUGGGUGUCGUUUCAAUGAUGGGCGUUCACUUCUUUGAGAGAUUGAAGCUCUUCUUUAUGCCAGUGAAAUACCAUCCACCAGAGCCGUUUGUCCGUCGUGUUCCAACAUGGAAGAUGCAUAUCUUUACGUUCACACAAGCAGCUGCUCUGGCAAUUCUCUGGACUGUCAAAUCAUCAUCUUUCUCACUGGCAUUUCCCUUCUUCCUCAUUAUGAUGGUGCCACUGCGCCACAAGCUGGCGUCCUACUUUACAGCCUCUGAACUUAAUGCGUUGGAUGGAAAUAAACCCGACGUAGAUCCAGACAAUGAACCCGAUUUCUACGAACAAGCCGGAAUGCCAUCGUAAACUCAAUUUACAAUCCCAGUGAUGCUCAGAAAUUCCUCGAAACAUUGCGGUGCAGAGCAUACUUUCUGUGUCCCUCAAUGCAACAUAAAGCUCUUUUAUAGUGAGAUUUAUGUUGCACAAAAGUAUUAUAAAUAUACAUUGAGAAAAAGAUAUAUAUCUAACAUAUUUAGCGAAGGAUUCUUUAUAGAAAAAAAAGAGUGGAAAGAAUAUAUUUUCUUAUAGAAGAAAUAUUUACGUGAUGGUAUUUACAGUGAAAGUGAUUUAGGAAGAGAUAGAGAGACAAAAUAUAUAUUUAUGCUAAAAAAAAUUAGAGCUCUCAAAGUACCUACAAAGAAAUAAAGUUAUUUUUUCUUAACUUCUUGAGAGCUUUUGAACAGUAUUUUUGUGAAGAAUAUUUCAAAGAGAUGGAAAAAGGAAAGGCGAAGGAAUGUUAAGGAGAUACAAAAAAAAGAAAAUUUUUAAUACAAAAAAAGAACCUUCGAAACUACUUAAGAUUCCUUUCUUUUUAGAACAUUUAAUCUACGUAAAUUAUAUUUAAUAGAAGAAAUUUUAAACCUCAUGGUGCUUUACAGAAAAUAUAUUUAAAACUACAACCCCCGUGAAAAGAAUGGGGAUUAUUCUAGAGAGCAUUUCAUUGAAAUCCAAAAUAUGGAAAAUUAAUUAAAAAGUACAUAAAUAAAUAAAUAAAUUCAAAAGAAAAACAAUCAAAGAUAGCAAAAUAGAGCCCAAAAUAUUCAUUGUUGAAAAAAAAAACUUCAAAAUGUUCAUUUCAUCGGCCAAACUAUAAUAUUAUUCUAAAGUAAAAACCUCCCGAUUUCCCACAAAAAAAAAUCAAAAAACCACCCCACGUUGUAUUUAACAUGUAAAUUUUCUUUUAUUUUUUCAUUUUCUCUCUAUAUAUAAGCAAUUCAACCCCCAAUACCCUUCUCAAAAGUAAAUUCUCAGUAGAAAAAAUAUAAAUCGUCCAAAAAAUACUUUAAAAAAAAAUCAAGAUAAUCUUCUCAAGUAAUAAAAUGUAGAGAAAAUAAAAUAUUUUUAAGAAAAAAAUUCAAAUCACUUUUGAAAGCUCAGACAGGAAGGUUAUUUCUUCUUCUUCUAAAGGAAGAAAGAUGACAACAGAUUGGGAAAUUCGAGAGAAAGAAAAAUUUGCAUAUUAAAAUACAAUUAAAAGUAUCUGUGAUUGAUGAAGAGCUAAAAUGCGGACAUUGAGGAUCAAAAAAAUGAACGUGUGACGUUGCAAAGCUAUUUUCUGAAUGCACUUCUUAUUAAAACAAAAAAAAUAGAUAAUGUAAUAAGUAGAAAAAAAAAACAAAGUAUAUAGUCCAAAAAUACUUUAAAAAAACUUAUCUAUUAGCUAGGAAAUUCCUCUGUUAGGAGAAUAAAAAAAAAUGUGAACAAAAAUUUAGCGAAUCAAAUUUGAUCCAAUAAAGUUAUUUCAAAAAUUAAAAAGAAAAA
Messenger RNA from Lutzomyia longipalpis, 6679 nucleotides. It is a transcript of the gene Ae2, whose product is annotated as band 3 anion transport protein. The record is from RefSeq and is a predicted model, not a curated record. NCBI's taxonomy places the organism in Eukaryota, Metazoa, Arthropoda, Insecta, Diptera, Psychodidae. The coding region runs from base 1340 to 5224 and encodes 1294 amino acids. Gene Ontology annotation, biological process: monoatomic anion transport; transmembrane transport; regulation of intracellular pH. The transcript has 12 exons. Gene Ontology annotation, molecular function: monoatomic anion transmembrane transporter activity; solute:inorganic anion antiporter activity. Gene Ontology annotation, cellular component: plasma membrane.